AUGGCUGACUCUUCACCAACUCAAUCUUCAACGGAAGCAUCGCCACCCGCAAUCCCUCCGACGAUGUCUGAGAUAGUCAUACCUCCCUCUCUCAAGUUCUUAAUGAACAACCUCAAACUGAUCAUCUCCAACCAACUUACCAGUGAAAACUACUCAAUCUGGCGAUUACAAAUUUUUCAAUUAUUCUCUGCCAAUGGCUAUGAAGGUCACCUCACUGGCGACAGUGCCAAACCCACCGCCUCAAGCAAUGAGCUUUGGCUGUGGAACUUGAUAGAUCAGAAUCUAAUAUCAGCCCUGCUAUCGACAAUCUCCCCGGCGGUCUUACCAUACAUCCUCAAUCUCUCCACCGCAAGAGACAUUUGGAUCACCUUGGAGCUGCGACUGCAACCAACCAAUCGUUCCCGAGUGAUUCAGCUCAAGAACGAAUUUUAUCACAUACAAAUGAAAGAUCUGACCAUGAUGCAAUAUCUGGCCAAAAUCAAGUCCUUGGUCGACAACAUUGCCGCUGCCGGAUCUAUUCUGGACCCGGAAGAAAUUAUCCUGCACAUUUUAAAUGGCCUCCCCCCAUCUUAUAAUUCUUUCAAAACCUCCAUUCGAACAAGCCAACUCCCCUUAAGCCUCGAUGUCCUCUACAACCUGCUAUGUAGCGAGGAGAUACAUAUGCAAACAGACAUUCAUCGCAACUCAAGCUCUCUGGCUGAUUCCACUGCCUUGUACACCAGUCGCGGAGGCUCCUCUCGAGGUCGUUCCCCCUACCGCGGCUCACGCGGUCGCGGAGCUCCCUUCAGGCCAAAUUCCUCCUCCACUCGCAAUGACUCCUCCAGACCGACUUGUCAAAUAUGCAACAAAUCAGGCCACAUUGCCUCUUCUUGCUGGCAUCGCUUCACUGCAAAUUACGGUACAACCUCAAAUACGCCUCAGACAGCGCUUCUAACAAUCUCGCAUCACACUUCGUCCAAUGAGUGGGUUCUGAUUCAGGUGCAUCAACACACCUCACUCCAGAUUUCAAUAACCUGCAACAUCCGUCUACCUACAACGGCUCUGAAACAAUCUCCACAGCAAAUGGCAGCUCUCUACCCAUUCAUCACACUGGUCAGGGUCUUCUACCUCUUCCCGAUUCCAACCGUAAGCUUCUCCUACGAAAUUUACUCCAUGUUCCUCUGCUAUCUCACAAUCUAA
Molecule: messenger RNA, 1179 nt
Organism: Dendrobium catenatum
Lineage: Eukaryota; Viridiplantae; Streptophyta; Magnoliopsida; Asparagales; Orchidaceae
Exons: 1
Coding region: 1-1179 (392 amino acids)
Source: RefSeq, a predicted model, not a curated record